Molecule: messenger RNA, 1338 nt
Organism: Drosophila persimilis
Lineage: Eukaryota; Metazoa; Arthropoda; Insecta; Diptera; Drosophilidae
Gene: Vsp37A
Product: vacuolar protein sorting-associated protein 37C
Exons: 4
Coding region: 228-833 (201 amino acids)
Biological process (GO): protein targeting to vacuole; ubiquitin-dependent protein catabolic process via the multivesicular body sorting pathway; protein targeting to membrane
Cellular component (GO): ESCRT I complex
Source: RefSeq, a predicted model, not a curated record
UUAACAAACAAAGCAAGCCACUCCAUUUAUUCGAUUUGCGUUCCAGAAAGCAUACACUUCCCUAAAAACUGAAAACAUCCCCGUAAGUCAAACACAAGGAAACACGCCAUUUGGCCCGCGACGCCACCAACUAUAUUCAAAAGAGGCUCAGCGAGUGGGGAUCAAAUGCUAGAAACCGAUCGGAAUAUUGUCCACUGCCAGAGCUAGGAGUAACGGGGCACAUCGGGAUGCCCACCACACGCAAUUCGUCGAAGCAGGCGGUGUCGCCUCAGACACAGCUGCAGGACAACAGGCGCAUUGCUGGUGGCGGACUGGAACCAGAGGAGGAGGGCAAUAUGCCGAACCUAUCCACACUGUCGCUGGACGAGCUGAAGCAGCUGGACAGGGAUCCGGAGUUCUUCGACGAUUUUAUCGAGGAGAUGUCUGUGGUGCAGCAUCUAAACGAGGAGCUGGACUCGAUGAUGAAUCAAGUGGAGAAUAUAUCACGUGAAAAUGAGAGCAAGGGCAGCCAUCUGGUGGAGCUGAAGCGCCGUCUCAGCGAUGACUACACCGCCCUGAAAACGCUGGGCGAGAAGUGCGACCAACUAAACAAGAAGUACUUGAAAAAGUCGGAGGAAUAUGCCCCCCAACACAUACGGGAAUUGCUCCAAAUUGCUGCCUCGAAUGCCGACGCCGAUUGCGAUCGUCAUGUAGAGCACUUUCUCAAUGGCAAGAUCGAUGUACAGACCUUCCUCAACACCUAUCAGAGCUCCAAGAAGAUCAGUGCGGAACGCAAGGCUAAGGAAGAGCGACUGGGCACACAGCUGAGCGCCCUGGAGCGUGCCGGAAUUUAACAGUCGUAAUAAUACAAUAAUGAUUACAAUAACGAUGAUGACACGCCAACCCAUCUCCAGAAUGUAUUGUACUAAAUUUUAUCUCGCACCUUACUCCUACAAGAGGAGGGGUUCCACAAGUCGCAAUAUAUAGGAUCUAAGCAAGGCAACCCCUCACAAGUAUGGAGAUCAAAAUCAGAGCAGAUUAUUCGCUCGCUAGUGAAACGUAUAAUAUCUAGAUAUAGAUUUUAUACAUAGACACACAUACUUGAAAAUCGUUAGGGCCCAAUCAAAAUGUAUGGCUUUAUAUUUAUAAUUGUAAUUUUAGAAACGGAACGCCUAUGUGUUAUGAGUCUCAGCAGUUAAACUCAAGCUCAAGCAAACCCCAAACCAAAAAGCAAAAGCCCCAAUCGAAAUGAAAUCGCAUGUAUUCCCCUAGGUUACGUCUGAUCGCCUGUCCUGCCAACAGUUCUGUUUAUCUGUACUACCCCAAUGUAUAUUAAUAAAGUUUAUGAUUUAUCUUAAA